Messenger RNA from Nanorana parkeri, 239 nucleotides. It is a transcript of the gene SEM1, whose product is annotated as split hand/foot malformation (ectrodactyly) type 1. The record is from RefSeq and is a predicted model, not a curated record. Gene Ontology annotation, biological process: mRNA export from nucleus; double-strand break repair via homologous recombination; proteasome assembly. Gene Ontology annotation, cellular component: proteasome regulatory particle, lid subcomplex; proteasome complex. The coding region runs from base 20 to 235 and encodes 71 amino acids. The transcript has 3 exons. NCBI's taxonomy places the organism in Eukaryota, Metazoa, Chordata, Amphibia, Anura, Dicroglossidae.
UUGGCGCUUGUUGUUCGAGAUGGCGUUAGAGAAGAAGCCUCAGGUGGACCUGGGUCUACUGGAGGAGGAUGAUGAGUUCGAAGAGUUCCCCACGGAAGACUGGACAGGUUGUGAUGAGGAUGAAGAUGCCCAUGUCUGGGAGGAUAAUUGGGAUGAUGACAAUGUAGAGGACGACUUCUCUAAUCAAUUAAGGGCUGAACUAGAAAAACACGGAUACAAAAUGGAGACGGCGUAACCGC